Molecule: messenger RNA, 3927 nt
Organism: Bactrocera dorsalis (oriental fruit fly)
Lineage: Eukaryota; Metazoa; Arthropoda; Insecta; Diptera; Tephritidae
Gene: cutlet
Product: chromosome transmission fidelity protein 18 homolog
Exons: 14
Coding region: 331-3255 (974 amino acids)
Molecular function (GO): ATP hydrolysis activity; ATP binding
Source: RefSeq, a predicted model, not a curated record
GCAUUUUUUUCUUUGUAGUGUCAUGUAGACGCAUUGUAAAAUCAACAGAUUUGACAGCACUGCCAGGUACAGAUGUAUUGGCGCCAUUAUUGACAGUUUAUUUACAAUUUACCACUUGCUCAAAAUAUUUGAUUUGGAAAAUACAACAAUUCCAAGUGGGGAAACGUAACUGUUAUUGCCGGGAUAUUUUUUUGCCUACUUUUGUUGCUUUUUAAGGAAAUUCGCCGUGCCUAAUUUUUUCACAGCGUCAUUUACAGGUGUUUCAAUUAGUGCCUUAAUUUAUUCGUCAAUAAAGGUGUCUUUGUAUUGAGUGUUUACUAUAAGUUUAAAAUGGAUCAGUAUCCCGAUGAGGACGAAGAAUUUGAGCUACGUUACCAGGAGGAAUUGGAAAUGUUGGAUGAUUUACCUCCUGAAGGGGGUGAGGUUUUUGUGCACAACACUACCAUUAACCAUAACAACACUAUUAAUUCCGUUAAUGCCGUUGACACUAUUGAUUCACCACACCUUUCACAAAUUUCGGGCAUUAGCGUUAGUACUAGUACUGUUGUGAAUAGACGUCUCUUCGGAACUCCUAGCGGGCCACAUAAAAGAAUAUCUUCGACUCCCCUUGCUACAAACAAGCAGCGUGGUGCUCUAGCUCCCAUAGAAGAAGUAGUUGCUCUAACGCCAUUGCCAGAAUGUGAACCUUUAGAAGAAGUCAAUGAACCUGCAGUGGAACUGCAAGGAAUGGGUCUGAGAAAUAAAAGACGGCUGGAACGUGACCUCUUCGGUGACAUAGACGAUUUAUUUCAAAAUGAAACUUACGAAGAUCCAGUUGCAAAGAAAGCACGUACCGAAGAAGAACGUGAUUUAGAAAUGAUUGAAAAAAUUUUAGAAACACGUCGGCGUCUUCAAGAAAAUAAUAAGGCGGUACGGAAGGAUGAUCUUUCACGUCUAAAGGCAUUGCAUGAAUUUAAAAUGCGUAAUUUGUCAUACACUGUACCUCAGUGGCCAUUCCAAGUGUUACGAAGGGGCGAUCGCGAACGCGUUUUCGUACGUUUUCAUUCGGAGGAGUAUGAAAAUCAUGCGUUGGAGGAUGUACGAGCCAUUUCGCAAUUCGAUGGCCUUCUGGGCGAGAACAAACAACGUAUAUGGGCAGAGGCAAAUGAUAUUGUUUUGAAACGCGCUAGUACUCCAUCACAACAACAACAAGCUGCUACAGUGUCCGCAACAAGUUCGCAAGAAUCAAGUCAAGACGAACAAUUAUGGGUGGAAAAAUUUAAACCACGGAAAUACAUUGAUUUGCUGUCUGAUGAGGCAACUAAUCGAAGUUUACUAUAUUGGUUGAAAAUGUGGGACAAAAUGGUGUUUGGCAGGGAAUUCAAAAAGAAAGAAGAACACAAUGUCAAUAGUACCAGUAACAAUUUGAAUACUUUUAACAAACGAACUGGCAAAUUUGAAUCGAAUGGCGGUUGGCGGAAAAGAAAAUUUCAAUCUAUGUUGGAUACUAAUUUAGAUGAACAUGGACGACCGAUGCAAAAAGUUGCCUUACUCUGCGGACCACCCGGUUUGGGUAAAACUACGCUGGCACACACAAUAGCACGACAUGCUGGAUACGCUGUUAGGGAAAUAAAUGCUUCAGACGAUCGCAGUCCCGAAGCUUUUAAGCAAGCGCUUGAGAGUGGAACACAAAUGUCAUCAGUACUAAACGAAGAUCGACGACCAAAUUGUAUUGUGUUGGAUGAAAUCGAUGGUGCGCCACGUCAAUCAAUUGAAUUUCUUGUCAAAUUCGUAAGCGACAAUGUGAUAAACAAAGUUAGAGCGAAAGGUAAAGGCAAACCAGAACGUAAUUUACUGAAACGUCCAAUCAUUUGUAUAUGUAAUGAUAUAUACGAGCCAGCGUUGAGACCGUUGCGACAAAUCGCCUUUGUUGUAACAUUUCCGCCCAUCGAAACCACGAGAUUAACGGAAAGGUUACUUCAGAUUGCGCAAAGAGAACAUUUAAAAACUGAUUUCAGUGCAUUGUAUGCCAUGUCGGAGAAGUCAGGGAAUGAUGUACGUUGCUGCAUUUCAACAUUGCAGUUUUUCAAUGCUCAGAAGAAAGCGUUGACACUGCAAGAUGUACUUAACGCCAACUUGGGGCAAAAGGAUCGUCAACAAGGUCUCUUCGAUGUCUGGGGUGCAGUCUUUAGGAUACAACGUCCUCGCAAGCAGUUGGAGAAAUCUAAACUCAACGACAAUACGGAGGAUGUUGAAAUCACUAUGACAGAUAUGUCGACUAGUACACGCGUGAGAAACGUGUUGGAUGUGGUGCAUGGCGGCGGUGAUUACGAACGUCUCACACAAGGCGUCUUUGAAAAUUACUUACAUCAGAAAAUGCCAGAUCCAAAUUUGACUGCAGUUGUUGAAGCAACAAAGUGGUUUAGCUUCAGCGACACAGUACAACAUCAAAUAAAUCAUUUACAAAAUUAUACCGUCUAUCCUUAUUUGCAAUUUGGAUUUGCGGCAUGGCACUUGAUGUUUGCAACGCUCGCCUGGCCGAAAAUAAAUUUUCCUAGCAAAGGUUUCGAGUUCAGACAGAAGAGCACCACACAAAGCAACAUUUUUCAAGCUUUCCGCAAGGGUAUCACAACGGGCAUGAAUGGUCUCGGACAGGGUCAUGUCAUUCUGGUGGACACUGUGCCGUUGCUCAAGCGCAUUUUGUCACCACAAUUUCGUUCGGUGGCUGUGCAAUUGCUGUCUCAAAGAGAACGCGAUGAUCUCUAUCACACCGUCACCGUUAUGGCCGAUCUUGGUUUGACCUAUACGCAAGUGAAAGCUGCAGAAGGUUCUUAUGUCUAUCAGAUGGAGCCGGAUUUAGAUGCUUUAGCACAGUUCCCAGGCUAUCCCGGCAUCGCUUUGAACUACUUCAGCCGACAGCUGGUGGCACGUGAAGUGGAACUGGAGCGCAUAAGACGCUCCACGCCGCGUUUAGGCGCUGAAACGAGCGGAAAGUCCGCCACCAGUAACCCCACAGCAGCUGCUAAGAACGCCACGAAAAAUCUACCAAAUCAUUUGCAGCGUCUAAAGGCCAAGCAAAUCGAAAAUAAAAAUGCAAAUGCCAAGAAAGACGUGAUUUCCAAGGAUUUCUUUGGCCGCAUACAGCACCGAACAGUCGGAGGAACGCGCGAAGAUUGUAAAACUGAUGCAAUUGUCAAAAGUCCCAUUUGGUAUCGCUACAAGGAGGGUUUCAACAACGCCGUGCGCAAGGACAUACACAUGCACGAGCUGCUGUAGCGACUGCUGCCGGCGGCAGUUUUUAACCAUAAACUAAAUUAUUUCUAAAGUAACGAUUUUUUCUUUUUAAUUUUAACACUGUGAACCAUAUAUGUAACGGGUGAUUUUUUUGAGGUUAGGAUUUUCAUGCAUUAGUAUUUGACAGAUCACGUGGGAUUUCAGACAUGGUGUCAAAGAGAAAGAUGCUCAGUAUGCUUUGACAUUUCAUCAUGAAUAGACUUACUAACGAGCAACGCUUGCAAAUCAUUGAAUUUUAUUACCAAAAUCAGUGUUCGGUUCGAAAUGUGUUUCGCGCGCGUGUUUUGUUCAGCGAUGAGGCUCAUUUCUGGUUGAAUGGCUACGUAAAUAAGCAAAAUUGCCGCAUUUGGGGUGAAGAGCAACCAGAAGCCGUUCAAGAACUGCCCAUGCAUCCCGAAAAAUGCACUGUUUGGUGUGGUUUGUACGCUGGUGGAAUCAUUGGACCGUAUUUUUUCAAAGAUGCUGUUGGACGCAACGUUACGGUGAAUGGCGAUCGCUAUCGUUCGAUGCUAACAAACUUUUUGUUGCCAAAAAUGGAAGAACUGAACUUGGUUGACAUGUGGUUUCAACAAGAUGGCGCUACAUGCCACACAGCUCGCGAUUCUAUGGCCAUUUUGAGGGAAAACUUCGGACAACAAUUCAUCUCAAGAAAUG